AUGGCCUUCACCACAAACGCCACCAUCGCCGCCUUUGGCGGCCGCCUGCUCAAGCUCACCCACCAAUCCACCACCACCUCGACCCCGAUGAACCUCAACCUCUUCCUCCCCGCCUCCGCCGCCCCGAGCCGCCCGGCCCCGCUGCUCGUCUACCUCUCCGGCCUGACGUGUACCCCCGACAACGUGGCGGAAAAGGGCUUUCUGCUCGCCCACGCCGCGCCCCUCGGCCUCGCCCUGCUCUUCCCGGACACGUCCCCGCGCGGCACCGACCUGCCCGGCGAGCACGACGGGUGGGACUUUGGCAGCGCCGCCUCCUUCUACAUCGACGCCGCCGCCGAGCCCUGGCGCAGCCAUUACCGCAUGGAGACGUAUCUGACCGACGAGCUGCCGCGCCUCCUCUUCGACGCCUUUGCCGAGCUCGACAAGACCCGCGUCUCCAUCGCUGGACACUCCAUGGGCGGCCACGGCGCUCUCACCCUCGCCCUCAAGCAUCCCGGCAUGUACAAGAGCGUCAGCGCCUGGGCCCCGAUUGCGAACCCCUCGCGCUGCCCGUGGGGGGAAAAGGCCUUUAGGGGAUACCUCGGCGACGACCGCGAGGCCUGGAAGAAGCACGAUGCCACCGAGCUGGUCAAGGCUUGGAAAGAUCCCAUCCUCAACUGCCUCAUCGACAUCGGCACGGCCGACGACUUCUACAAGCAGGGCCAGCUGCUGCCCGAAAACUUCGAAAAGGCCGUCAAAGAGGCCGGUAUUGAGGGUGUCAAGGUCCGCUACCAAGAGGGCUACGACCACUCUUACUUCUUCAUCUCCACCUUCGGGGAGGACCACGUCAAGCACGCAGCCAAGGCCCUCGGCCUGUUGUAG
Hirsutella rhossiliensis is the source of this 861-nucleotide messenger RNA. RefSeq names its product putative esterase domain-containing protein. Gene Ontology annotation, cellular component: cytosol. The transcript is spliced from 3 exons. The record is from RefSeq and is a predicted model, not a curated record. Gene Ontology annotation, biological process: formaldehyde catabolic process. NCBI's taxonomy places the organism in Eukaryota, Fungi, Ascomycota, Sordariomycetes, Hypocreales, Ophiocordycipitaceae. Bases 1 to 861 code for a protein of 286 amino acids. Gene Ontology annotation, molecular function: S-formylglutathione hydrolase activity.